GCUCUUCCCGGUGUCUUCUCCUCCGCCUCUGCUCCCCCACUGUCCGCUCUGAGCAGCAAUGAAGUUCAAUAUCGCGAACCCGACCACCGGGUGCCAGAAGAAGCUCGAAAUCGACGAUGACCAGAAACUCUGAAUUGGAUGGCAUCUCUUUCAAUUUGGAUGAAGUUUUCUAGGUUUGUGUUUUGGCGGUUGCGGGAGCUGUUUGAUUGGAGGCUUCUUCAUGCAUAGUAAUAGUACUAGGAGAUAGAUUCUUCUCCGACAUGUAUCUUGUCCUUGCCUGGUUUUAUAACCUGAUAUGGCGGGCCUUUUUUGACAAGAGGAUCUCACAGGAGGUCAGCGGCGAUGCUCUUGGAGAGGAAUUUAAGGGUUACGUUUUCAAGAUAAUGGGGGGCUGCGACAAGCAAGGGUUCCCGAUGAAGCAGGGAGUCCUGACCCCUGGCCGUGUCCGUCUCUUGCUUCACAGGGGGACUCCUUGCUUCCGUGGAUAUGGAAGGCGCAAUGGAGAGCGUAGGAGGAAGUCGGUACGUGGGUGCAUUGUGAGCCAGGACCUUUCAGUUCUGAACUUGAUUAUUGUCAAGAAGGGCGAGAAUGAUCUUCCUGGCCUUACCGAUAUUGAAAAGCCAAGGAUGCGUGGCCCCAAGAGAGCUUCAAAGAUCCGUAAACUCUUCAACCUCACAAAGGAGGAUGAUGUCCGGAAGUACGUUAACACCUACAGGAGAACCUUCACCACAAAAUCUGGCAAGAAUGUGAGCAAAGCACCCAAGAUUCAGAGGCUGGUCACUCCCUUGACCCUGCAGAGGAAGCGAGCAAGGAUUGCUGACAAGAAGAAGAGGAUCGCAAAGGCCAAGGCUGAGGCAGCAGACUACCAGAAGCUGCUCGCCACUCGGUUGAAGGAGCAGAGGGAACGCCGCAGCGAGAGCUUGGCAAAGAAGAGGUCCCGCCUUUCUGCUGCCUCCAAGCCGUCCAUCGCAGCCUAAGGCUGCUUGCCCCCUGGUUUUGUCCAUAUUAUCGACAUUUCGUUGUAAGAUCAGUUUUGCUUUGGAUUAGAAUUCUUGGUAUUCAUUUUUCCGCUACAAAUUUUAGCUCCGCUAUUGUAGAAUGUGGUUUCUCCAUGAUUUAUGACUUGAGCUUAUUAGUGACUUGGUUAA
This is a messenger RNA of Punica granatum (pomegranate), 1148 nucleotides long. NCBI's taxonomy places the organism in Eukaryota, Viridiplantae, Streptophyta, Magnoliopsida, Myrtales, Lythraceae. The record is from RefSeq and is a predicted model, not a curated record.